Molecule: messenger RNA, 2987 nt
Organism: Diospyros lotus (date-plum)
Lineage: Eukaryota; Viridiplantae; Streptophyta; Magnoliopsida; Ericales; Ebenaceae
Product: probable methionine--tRNA ligase
Exons: 17
Coding region: 94-2532 (812 amino acids)
Biological process (GO): methionyl-tRNA aminoacylation
Cellular component (GO): cytosol; aminoacyl-tRNA synthetase multienzyme complex
Molecular function (GO): ATP binding; methionine-tRNA ligase activity; tRNA binding
Source: RefSeq, a predicted model, not a curated record
AGAAGAAAUGGCAGUGAAGAAAUGGCUGAAGGUAAAGGAAGAAACGACGAAGGAAGGAAGCAGCAGCCAAGGAAUCACUGAACAUCGGCGACGAUGGCCGACCUCUCCGGCGGCGAUAGUGAUCGGAAGGCCGUGAAGCUUCCGGUCGAAGGCAACCGAAACAUCCUCAUCACCAGCGCCUUGCCUUAUGUCAACAACGUCCCUCAUCUCGGCAACAUCAUCGGCUCCGUCUUGAGUGCUGAUGUUUUCGCCCGGUAUUGCCGCCUUCGCGGCUUCAACACCAUUUACAUAUGCGGGACUGAUGAGUAUGGCACAGCCACUGAGACCAAGGCCAUGGAGGAUAAUUCCACGCCUCAGCAGAUAUGCGACAAGUACCACACAAUUCAUAAGGAGGUCUAUAAAUGGUUUAACAUAAGUUUUGAUGAAUUUGGACGCACAUCAUCUCCACAGCAGACUGAAGUUUGCCAGGCCAUUUUCAAGAAACUUUUGGAUAACAAUUGGCUUUCUGAGAACACAAUGCAGCAGUUGUACUGUGAUACAUGCAAGAGGUUCUUAGCUGACCGACUUGUAGAAGGCACAUGCCCGACGCUGGGUUGUAAUUAUGAUUCUGCACGUGGUGAUCAAUGUGAAAAGUGUGGAAAACUUUUAAAUCCGACAGAACUACAAGAUCCCAGAUGCAAAGUCUGUCAAAACAAACCUCACAUCCGUGAUACAAACCACUUGUUUCUUGAGUUGCCUUUGUUGAAGGAUAAACUAGAGGAGUACAUACAACAGAUGUCAGUAGCUGGGUCUUGGAGCCAGAAUGCUAUCCAAUCAACAUAUGCAUGGCUAAAAGAAGGACUAAAACCUCGAUGCAUUACACGAGAUUUGAAGUGGGGAGUUCCUGUUCCACAUGAGAAAUUCAAGGACAAGGUUUUCUAUGUAUGGUUUGAUGCACCGAUUGGAUAUGUCUCAAUUACAUCAUGCUAUACAUCUGAGUGGGAGAAGUGGUGGAAGAAUCCUGAAAAUGUGGAGCUCUAUCAGUUUAUGGGCAAGGAUAAUGUGCCUUUCCACACUGUUAUGUUCCCAUCCACUCUUCUUGGAACUGGUGAAAAGUGGACUAUGAUGAAAACAAUUAGUGUUACUGAAUAUUUGAACUAUGAGGCAGGGAAGUUCUCAAAGAGCAAGGGCAUUGGUGUUUUUGGGAAUGAUGCAAAAGAUACAAACAUUCCUGCGGAAGUAUGGAGAUAUUACUUGUUAACUAAUAGGCCAGAGGUAUCAGAUACAUUAUUUACCUGGUUGGGUUUGCAAGCAAAACUAAACAGCGAAUUGCUGAAUAAUUUGGGCAACUUCAUCAAUCGAGUCUUGAGCUUCAUUGCUAAGGAUCCAGCUGCGGAAGAUAGUAAAGGGGUAGGUUAUAGCUCCAUUAUUCCUGAUGCAACGGGAGCAGAAUCACAUCCUUUAACAAAGAAAUUUGGAGAAAAAGUUGGUGAUUAUGCACAGCAGUAUUUGGAUGCCAUGGAGAAGGUUAAACUCAAGCAAGGAUUGAAGAUUGCAAUGAGUAUUUCGGGUGAGGGAAAUGCUUAUCUGCAAGAGAGCAAAUUCUGGAAGCUUUACAAGGAGGACCAAACUUCCUGUUCAGUAGUUAUGAAGACUUCAGUAGGGUUGGUUUAUAUCCUUGCAUGUCUGUUAGAACCUUUUAUGCCAUCUUUUUCCCUGGAGGUACUUAAACAGCUCAAUUUGCCCCCUGAUAUACACGAUUCACUUUCUGAUGGAAAAGGUGAUAUUGAAAAAGCAAAGAGGCCCUGGGAAUUUGUACCUGCCGGACACAAAAUUGGAACUCCAGAGCCAUUAUUCAAGGAACUGAAAGAUGAAGAAGUAGAGUUCUUCAGGCAGAAGUUUGCUGGAAGUCAAGCUGAUAGGAUUCUGAAGGCAGAAGCUGAAGCCAAGGAGCUUGCUAAUCAAUUAAAGAAGACAGAAGUUUCAGAUGGAAAGGGUAAGAAACGGCCAACUAAAUCUGUGGCUGAAGCUAAACCAAAGGCCAGUGUUGAAGCGGAAAUUUCAAUUAGUAGACUUGAUAUCCGUGUUGGUCUUAUUACAAAAGCUCAAAAACAUCCUGAUGCCGACUCUUUAUAUGUGGAAGAGAUUGAUGUUGGUGAAGGACAACCUCGGACUGUUGUUAGUGGACUUGUCAAGUACAUUCCUCUUGAAGACAUGCAGAACCGUAAGGUCUGUGUUCUAUGCAACUUAAAGCCAGCAACAAUGCGGGGUAUAAAAUCACAGGCAAUGGUUCUUGCUGCAUCCGACUCUGAUCACACCAAAGUUGAAUUGGUUGAGCCACCCCAUUCUGCUCCUGUUGGGGAGAGAGUGACAUUUCCUGGAUUCAAAGGUGAUCCGGAUGAUGUUUUAAACCCUAAGAAAAAGGUCUGGGAAACAUUGCAACCAGAUUUGCGCACUAACGAGGAACUAGUUGCUUGCUACAAGAAUUUACCAUUCUCCACAUCAGCAGGCGUGUGCAAGGUUUCAUCCAUAUCCAGGGGGUCAAUAAGGUAGGGAUGAAAUCAGAAAGGAAGGACGGACUAAUAAUCCAGAGUUUGCCAAAGGUAAUGAAAAGUUUUGUCCUGGUUAUGCGCCCCCCUCCCCCCCGGUGUUAUUUAUAUAUUUUGUUUGUCAUAGUGAUUGUGCUAUCUGGUUGCCUAUAUGAUAAGAGCCAUUCUUCUCAUAAUGGCCUCUGUAGAAUGCCAACAGGAAGCAUAUUAAAUGAUCAGUGACCACGCGAACUGAUUUCGAAUCCUAGCUGCUCAAGAAUGGACACUCCCAGCCACAUAUGUUUGAUGCGGAGACAAAGCAAAUUUUUAUUUGGUCUCCUUGGAAGACCUAAAUAUCUGUCAAAGAUGUUGAACACUCUCUAUUGCCGGCCAUUGCAUGGCGAGAUAAUUGAUCCAUAUAUGAUCUUUCUAUUUGUUAUUGUAACUGUUUGAGUUUACUGGAUUCUCUUCCUUCUUUUA